AUGGAUGAAUACCGGACUUUACCCCCAGAGUUCCGCCGUAACCGGGCUGUUGGAGUCGAGGAGAUUCGCCAGCCUUGGCAUGGAGACAUACUGCAGCAGUCCAGGAGGAGAGAAUCCGAUCAAUGGAGCAAGAACCAUUUAGAAAAUAAUACUUAUGAAGGAGCAGAGACUCUGGACUCGGGUGGCACACAUUCUGAUACUCCUAUUGUUACGGAUUGGACAUACGAAUGCAAGGACAGCGGGCUGCGCUUGACGGUCCUACGAGUGUUUGUACUUUUCGCGGUUCGACACGGCCAGCCACAUCGACGACCCGAGGGCCAUCGAGCAAAGUCCGCACGACACUGUGGCUUGGGGAUGCACCAGGAAAGCUUAAAACCCCCUUGGAGCACAUUGAAUCAUGUCCGCAGCACCGCCUACCAGAUCAUGAGCAUUCCCAUCCCUGAACCUGUGAGGUACAUACUCAAGGAGGCUCAACCUGUUCGACCUAUGGAAGGGACACCUGGCUGA
Molecule: messenger RNA, 507 nt
Organism: Penicillium oxalicum
Lineage: Eukaryota; Fungi; Ascomycota; Eurotiomycetes; Eurotiales; Aspergillaceae
Exons: 3
Coding region: 1-507 (168 amino acids)
Source: RefSeq, a predicted model, not a curated record